AUGAGUCUCUGCCCGCCCACGCCCGCCCACGCCCGCACCCACACCCACACUCGCCCAUCAAGUCUUGUACCGCGCAAGUCUUGUACUCUGAUGCGUUGCUCUCCGUAUCCGGUGGUUGUGGAGCGUCUGCUCGAUGUAAAUGUGAAUGUAGCGCGCGUUCAGAGCACAUACGUUCGAGCUGGACGUCUGAGAAAGGCAUGCAUGGAAAGAAGAUACAGGAAGUGUGAGGAACCCGGACACACUAUGAAAGGCCCACAGACCAAGUGGCAACAUCUCCAAACUUGUCAGCACAAGCGGGUCGACACCGUAGUCCUGCCCUCCACCCUCGAUCACAAGAUUUACAAGGACGAGGCUGUUUUUCCUCUCGCACCACAUCGACCUGUCAGGCCGGAGAGAGACGAGCGAACGCCGCGGACCUGCGCAGGUGUCCCGAACCCUCACAUCAUCCCUAUAUUUCAUAUCAUCACGUCUCCGAGCGCAGUCAUGCCUCUUUCUGGGCUUUCUCCGGUCGGCUGCGUUUGCGUCCUGAGCCUCUGCAUCCUGCUGCCGUCUCCGGGUCACUGCGGUCCGGUUCCUCCGCCCGAGGAGCGCCGCUCCGCUCCAGGUGUUGAGGAUGACGUGGCCGUGCAGGAGGUUCUGGGUCAGUUUCUGGAGGUGUUGAACUGGACGGAUCAGGGGCCCCGACCGAGGCCCCGCUCCGGACGCACCGAAGCGCCCGAGUACAUGCUGGAACUGUACAACCGAUUCGCCAACGACCGCAGCGCCGCGCCGUCGCCCAACAUCAUCAGGAGCUUCAGGAAUGAAGACCACGCCUCACACGGCGUGACGAUCAAAAGCCUUCGAACGCACCGUCUCCUGUUCAACAUCUCUGUCCCGCAGCAGGAGCGUGUCGUCAGCGCCGAGCUGCGUCUCCACAUGCUUCUCAAGACAGACUCACGUCAGCGUAUCGGAGCGGGCUGGAAAGUGAGCGUAUUCGGCGCACAACAUGACGGACGCUGCAGGAACGCCGAGGGCGAGAGAGAUCCGCUGGCGUCAAAGCACGUGCGUCGCAAAAACAGCGGCUGGGAGGUGUUCGAUAUGACGAACGCCGUCCAGCAUUGGAAGAAGGUCAAUAAUGUGACGCCCAGACUGGAGGUUCGUAUCGAAAACCUGCACGCGUUUAAGAACACGGACGAGCGGCCCGUCGUAGACCUGGAUGUUGACAGAGAUCCGGAUGGAAAGCUCGAACCUGCGCUGAUCGUCUUCUCAGACGACACGAGUGAAAACCAUCGGGGCGGACGGAACGAACUCCAGUGGUUGAACCAACGCUGGACGGAUAAGAAUCAAGACGAGGCGCUGUCAACCCAAACGCGCUCCAAUCUCAUCUACGACGACGGGCCGAGAGUCCGGCGCAGCGCUAAAACAGAGGACUGCAGGAAAGCCGAGAUGUACGUGGAUUUUAAGGAUAUCGGCUGGGACUCGUUCAUCCUGGCUCCGGCCGGUUAUCAGGCGUUCACCUGCCGCGGCGCCUGCAAUUAUCCGCUGGCUCGGGAAGUGACGCCCACCAAACACGCCAUCGUCCAGACGCUGCUCAAUCUGAAGAGUCCGCAAAAAGCCGCGCAGGCCUGCUGCGUUCCCACCGAGCUCAAGCCCAUUUCCCUCCUGUACGAGAACGAGAACGGCGUCGUGGUUUUGAAUAAUAAAUACGAGGGCAUGGUGGUCAAGGAAUGCGGAUGCAGAUAGUCCAAAACAGCAGAAGAAAAGACUGAAACCACGUGAAUCAUCUUGCAGCUCGUCAAACUAAAUAAGAGGAAAAUGAAGUCGUUGCACACGUGCUGAACAUCCAGAAUCUAAAACAGCAUUUUAUCGUGUAUAUUUAUUAGUUGUACAUUAGUCUGUUUUCUAUUGUAAGAUACAACACGCUGCUUUUAGGUGUUUAAUUAUUUAUCACUUAUUAUGAGAGAAACUCAAAACUAAACCUGCUUGAUUUGAGCUUUGCAUUUGUUUUUAUUUACGUUCCAAUAGGGUGUUUUUGCCAUAGAACGACCAUUUUUAGUUCCUCAAAGAACCUUUAAGUGUUCACUAUUAAAACAACCAUUUUUGUUAAAGAACAUUUAAAAAUCUUUACAAAUAAAGUUUCUUCAUUAGCACUGAUGAUUCCAUGAAGAACCUUUAACAUCCUUAAAAGGAAUAAACGUUCUGUAUAGUGGAAAAAUGUUCUUUACACUAAGUGAAAGUGAUUCUUUUAAGAACUGAUCACUGAAAGGUUCUUUGGCCCAUAUAGCAAAGCAAAUUAUUUUUAAAUAUAUUUUAAAAAAUAUACAAAAAAGCACACAAAAAUAAAAGUUAAUAUUUUUUGUUAAUACAUUUAUUUUUUCCCUUUUUUGUGUAUAUUUUUGAAAAUGUUUAAAAAAAUCGAAAUAUAUUUUUAAAGCAUUUAAAAUAUGUUUUGCUGUCUGUAUAUUUUAAUCCAAGAUAAUACAUUCACAUCACAUUUUAUCAAAUUUUUAAAAAAAUUCCACUUACUUCAACUUAAAAACUCAAACUUAUUUUAAAAUAAAUUUAGCCCAUGUAGCAAAGCAAAUUAUUUUUAAAUACUUUUUCAGAUAUAUUUUGAAAUUUACAAAAAAGCACACAAAAACAAAAAACAUAUUUUUUUUGAUAAUAAAUUAAUUUUUCCCUUUGUGUGUGUAUAUUUUUGAAAAUGUUUAAAAUACAAAAAUAUAUUUUUAAAACAUUUAAAAUAUAUUUUGCCAUCCAUAUAAUUUAAUCCAAGAAAAUAUAUUCACAUCACAUUUGAAGAAAAGCUUAUACCACUUACUUAAACUUAAAAACUCAUUUAUUUAUUUUCAGUUAUGUUUUUAAAUAUAUUUUAA
Labeo rohita (rohu) is the source of this 2855-nucleotide messenger RNA. Its product is annotated as bone morphogenetic protein 10. NCBI's taxonomy places the organism in Eukaryota, Metazoa, Chordata, Actinopteri, Cypriniformes, Cyprinidae. Gene Ontology annotation, molecular function: cytokine activity; growth factor activity. The record is from RefSeq and is a predicted model, not a curated record. Gene Ontology annotation, biological process: BMP signaling pathway; SMAD protein signal transduction. The transcript has 3 exons. The coding region runs from base 1 to 1722 and encodes 573 amino acids. Gene Ontology annotation, cellular component: extracellular region.